Molecule: messenger RNA, 223 nt
Organism: Paramecium primaurelia
Lineage: Eukaryota; Ciliophora; Oligohymenophorea; Peniculida; Parameciidae
Source: the annotation of a GenBank genome assembly
AUGAUGAAUUAUAUCUCAUAAUUUGAUGAAAAUAGUAGUUUGCUAAAAUCACCUAUAGUUUAAUAUAGAUAAGGACUUUUUAGAAGAAAUGAUAGUAUGAAUUAUUCAAAUUCUUUUAGUUAUUCUGGAAAUAUUUAGAAUAAUAAUUAUUAAAUAAAUAGGAUUGCUUGUACAACAUGAAGGACCAUAUUUAUUAUAGUAAGAUUCAUAAGGAUUUUAUUGA